This is a messenger RNA of Tilletiopsis washingtonensis, 1052 nucleotides long. Its product is annotated as putative 20S proteasome beta2 subunit. Gene Ontology annotation, cellular component: proteasome core complex. The transcript is spliced from 9 exons. Lineage: Eukaryota; Fungi; Basidiomycota; Exobasidiomycetes; Entylomatales. Gene Ontology annotation, molecular function: threonine-type endopeptidase activity. The record is from RefSeq and is a predicted model, not a curated record. The coding region runs from base 26 to 886 and encodes 286 amino acids.
UCCGCCGCCCCACACCGCUGCAGACAUGGCCGCCUCCGCCCCGUCCCGCUCGGGCUUCGACUUCGGCCUGCACUCGCGCAACGCCCACCUCGCCGCCCGCGGCCAUGCGCUGCCCAAGGCCACCAGCACCGGCACGACCAUCGUCGGCUGCAUCUACAAGGACGGCGUCGUGCUCGGCGCCGACACGCGUGCCACCGAGGGCCCCAUUGUGGCCGACAAGAACUGCGAGAAGAUCCACUACAUCUCGCAGAACAUCCGAUGCUGCGGCGCCGGCACGGCCGCCGACACCGAGUUCGUCACGCAGCUCAUCAGCUCCAACAUGCAGCUGCACGAGCUGCACACGGGCCGCCUGCCGCGCGUCGUGACGGCCAUGACGAUGCUGAAGCAGCGGCUGUUCCAGUACCAAGGGCAGAUCGGAGCCGCGCUUGUGCUGGGUGGCGUUGAUGAGUCUGGGCCGAACCUGUUCACUGUGGCGCCGCACGGCUCUACCGACAAGCUGCCGUACGUCACGAUGGGCUCCGGCUCGCUUGCCGCCAUGAGCGUCUUCGAGAGCGGCUGGCGGAAGGACAUGACGCGGGAAGAGGCGAUUGAGAUCGUCAGCGCUGCGAUUCAGUCUGGUAUCUUCAACGACCUGGGCUCCGGCUCGAACGUCGACGUGUGUGUCAUCACGGAGAAGGAGACCAACUACAUGAGAAAUUACGCCAAGCCAAACGAGCGCGGCCAGAAGGAGGGCCGGUAUGUCAUUCCAAAGGGCGUGACGCCGACCGUCGCCAAGGAGAAGAUCUGGAGCAUGGUGGUGCAGGAGGACGUGCUGGAGAUCGGCAAGAGCUCCACACCAGCAGCUGCCGCGACGCCAGGUGCGCAGGCCAUGGACACGAGCGCAUGAGCGGGUCGCAGGCGAAUGCACGCACUUCUCAGACGUCGCACAUGCGGGCCAUGUGUCAGAUUGCACAGCGCUCGCGAAGGUGGAAGAGACGUGGGCGCAGGGUUCUGGUGAUCGUCAGCAGUGCUGCGGUAUAAGAUGAGUGUGUGGAAAAGAUGAAGGGCAGGGU